Molecule: messenger RNA, 3962 nt
Organism: Pseudoliparis swirei
Lineage: Eukaryota; Metazoa; Chordata; Actinopteri; Perciformes; Liparidae
Gene: ccnd1
Product: cyclin D1
Exons: 5
Coding region: 202-1077 (291 amino acids)
Biological process (GO): regulation of cyclin-dependent protein serine/threonine kinase activity; positive regulation of G1/S transition of mitotic cell cycle; mitotic cell cycle phase transition
Cellular component (GO): cytoplasm; nucleus; cyclin-dependent protein kinase holoenzyme complex
Molecular function (GO): cyclin-dependent protein serine/threonine kinase regulator activity
Source: RefSeq, a predicted model, not a curated record
GCUUUAGUGGGCUCGCGCGCACCGGAGGAGCAACAGUUCGCAGGCAGCAGCCCAGCAAGAAGAAAGUGGUUUCAAAGAAGCGGACUGCAGCCUUCUGUCUGCCGGAGCCUGUUCUUUCAAUAACACAGACACACUGAGGCAGGGUGAGAAUACGAACAAUAUCCACGGCGGGCAUAACAUUAAUAGCAGAAGUAGCCUACUAUGGAGGACCAGCUGCUGUGCUGCGAGGUGGACUCCAUCAGGAGAGCCUACCAGGACGUGAACCUGCUCAACGACCGAGUCCUCCACACCAUGCUGAAGGCAGAGGAAAACUACCUCCCGUCGCCAAACUACUUUAAGUGUGUUCAGAAAGAAAUUGUCCCCAAAAUGAGGAAAAUAGUUGCCACCUGGAUGCUAGAGGUCUGCGAGGAACAGAAAUGCGAGGAGGAGGUUUUUCCGCUGGCUAUGAACUAUUUGGACAGAUUUUUAUCGGUGGAGGCCACCAGGAAAACAAGACUACAGCUGCUGGGAGCUACGUGCAUGUUCCUGGCGUCCAAGAUGAAGGAAACUGUGCCCUUAACGGCGGAGAAGCUCUGUAUCUACACGGACAAUUCGGUCCAGCCCGGAGAACUGCUGCAAAUGGAGCUGCUGGUUCUCAACAAGCUGAAAUGGGACCUGGCCUCUGUCACACCUCACGACUUCAUCGAGCACUUCCUGUCCAAGCUGAAGAUCUACCCGUCCACCAAGCAGAUCCUCAGGAAACACGCUCAGACCUUCGUGGCUCUCUGUGCUACAGAUGUCAACUUCAUCGCCAGUCCUCCGUCCAUGGUGGCAGCAGGCAGUGUGGUGGCAGCUGUUCAAGGUCUCUACCUGAAGAGCCAGGAUGCCUCAUUGUCCUCCCAGAACCUCACAAACUUCCUCUCGCAGGUCAUCCGCAGUGACCCGGACUGCUUGCGGUCAUGCCAGGAGCAGAUAGAAUCCCUGCUGGAGUCCAGUCUGCGACAGGCUCAGCAGCACAACACAACAGAAACCAAACAUGUGGACGAGGACGUGGACCUGUCCAGCACCCCGACAGAUGUCAGAGACAUCAACAUCUGAAAUACCUGACGGCCGCGUCUCACGGCUACCUGCCGAUUGAGGGGAAAGUUGUCGAUAGAGGGUGGUGAAGGGCGGGCUGGGGAGGGGGUUCUUCAUCUGAACCCAGCCUCCCCUCCGAACCCUUCUUCCUGGGCUGCUAUCAUGGCCGACAUGUCACUCACAUGCCCGCUGUCCGCUCCGGCUGCCAAGACGGAACAGACCUCCCCCCCUCCCCCGUCAUCCUCCUGCAAACCCCAAGUUACAUUUCCUACCAGUGUCCCCUCCCUUCCUGGGAAAAGAAUGAACACUACAGAAAUGUAUCAGAGAGAAAAGACACUGAAUGCUGAUGUCCUGUGUGGGCUGGAGUUGAAGCCACAAAACAGACAUUUCAGUAGAUUGUUUUUCUCAUUUCCUCAAAUAUUAAACUAGGAAUCUUUAAAUUACUGCAGAAUUAACUUGCCUACUAAAACAUCCAAAAGUGUCCCAUACAGUAGGUCCUUGUAGUCUGUCUUCAGGUCUUUUUACUUUCUUAACCCUUGUGUUGCCUUCGGGUCAAUCUGACCCGAUUCAAUGUUUCACCCUCCUGUCGCCUUCGGGUCAAUAUGACCCGAUUCAAUGUUUAACCCUCCUGUUACCUUUAUAUUUACUAACAUAUUUUACCCUUGAGGUCAAUAUGACCCCAGCUAUUAAAAUCUCCAGAAGAUUAUUAGAAUUAAUAUUGUUUUCCAAGUUUAAGUGUGAGGUACUUUAUGUUUGUUUGUUGACUCCCGAAAGAACACCGACAUUAAACAUUGAAUCGGGUCAAAUUGACCCGAAGGCGACAGGAGGGUUAAAUAUUGAAUCGGGUCAAAAUGACCCGAAGGCAACACAAGGGUUAAAGAGAAGAGGCCUUUUUCUGUUUUUAUUUCUUCCUCGUUAUAUCUAAUGUUUUUAGACUUCUUGUUUGUCUCGUUGCAGUGCAAACAUUCAUAUAUCCCUGCUUGCUUAUGUUUAGUCACUUUAUCAUUUAUCAUUUUAGACCUCUUUUUAAAGCAAGUGUAGUAUAAGACGCUAUUGUCUUUUGACCCUUGUGACUGUGGACUGCUGAUGUCAUUCUUUGUUCAUUCAUUGACAACUUGACCCAUUUCCGCUUGCUGUAAUUUGAUAAGAUCAAAUCGAUGCACAACCAAGUAGAGCAUCCACAGUCUGCUUUGUAUCUUUCUCUGUGUAGUUGUAUCUCAACCAUUCCAACUUUGUUUUGAUAAAAGAAAAAGAAAAAAAAGCACUUUUGGCCAGCGCCGCUGGUCGUCUAAAAAAAGAAACCGUUUGUAAACCCAGAUGAAAUUUGGAGGGGUGGUUGAGCAGGAGUCUUUCAGUGAUGGAGUCAGAGCAGCACCUGCAUACAAAAGAAUUGAGCAGUUGGACAGACGUACUUCUUUAAAACGAGACUGUCAUCAGCGUGUCUUUGAGCAGCUGCCUUCCAUGUCUCAGAUGUGAGUUUUAGUUGAACAGAUGUUUCAUACAAAUAGAGCUGCUUCUCUAUAAGAAGAAAUAUCUUUGUUUCAGUGUGCAAAGCCAGAAGCUGAAGGUCCAGUAAAGUAAAACAAAGUAUUAUUUUUACAAUUAAAAUAAUAUUUUAUCUUUAUAUUGCUAAACUUAUUAUUUAUUAUUUUCUUAGCUUGCGUUUUCUAGUUUGCAAACGAACUGUGGCUCCACCUACUGUUUAACGAUUUCUGCCUCCCAGAAAUUUUUGUGAGACUAUCACGCUACUCUGCCUCUAAAUCGGCAGGACCGCAUUCCUCCAUCGCUCCACCUCAGUUAAAAUUCUGCUCAUAGGUUCUGGGAAGGGGAAGAAGAGUUGAGACUCUGAUUUUGCACAAACCUAAAAGAUGUGGGUGAAAUUUCUUGGGGACUUGCCUAAAGAAAUGUGGCGUGCAAAGCUGGCAAGUGUACCAAGGGGUGGAAAGGUGUCAAAAAGGCUGAACAAGGAGGGGCGAGUUGAAGAGACUCCACAGGACUCUGUGAUGACGAUGGACAGAUGAUACAGGCAUGAGGGCUCUUCUCCAACCCCAUCUGGGGAAAGGCUGUGGGGACCCUGAAAAAUGAGGUUUCUGAUUGUACAUUAAGGAUAGAGAGUAGGAGAGAGACACUCCUUUUAUUCCGCUGCUAUAGAAAAUGAAUCCCAGCUACGUGUAAAAAGAAAAAAAGGAUGACAAAAACGUAAUGGAUUAAAAAUUAUGCUUUUCUCCUGUUUGCUGCUACAUUUUUGGUGUUUUUAUACAUAUAAAUGUCAAUAUACUGCUAUUCUAGGUUUGAAUUUUCUCAUAGAAAAUUGUGUUAUUGACAUCCUCAUUUGUAUGUAGAUCUAUGUGAUCCGUUUUAUUUUGUUUGUUUAUGAUUGCAUAUGAUUUUCCGAACUAUUCCAAAAAAACAAGGGAAAAUGAGACUACAGAAAUGCUUUGAUCCACAAUACCUCAUGUGACAGUCAAGAUCUAUCUCUAAUUUUUUUUCUUUUAUUUGUUUAGUUUUUAUUCUGUUCUACUUGCUGGUUGAGUGCCUCCGAGCUCUGUUCAAUCUUCUUAAGAGGAAGCAUCUGAUGGAACCAGUGAGUCCAGGGCAUGCUUUGAUACUGGGGCCAUAAGAGAAAAAUGGGAAGUGUGAAGCUAUCUCGAUAAAAGAGACUUUUAUCCCUGCCGUCGGCCGAUAGCGACCUUCGUCCUUUCCCCUUUUGAUAUUUAUAAAAGGAAAAAAGCGUUUUUCUCCAUUUACUAAACUGCCAGUGAGUUGAUUUGAGUUUGUAAAUAGAUUCAGUGUCGUGCUCGGUAAGCCAUAGACGUUCUUUUGUUACAAAUCAUUCCACACAGUUGUGUCUACUUCAUGCCAGUUGUCUGCAACUUCUCAACUACCCAAUAAAAAGCUGAGUGAGA